Molecule: messenger RNA, 396 nt
Organism: Vigna radiata var. radiata (mung bean)
Lineage: Eukaryota; Viridiplantae; Streptophyta; Magnoliopsida; Fabales; Fabaceae
Product: zinc finger CCHC-type and RNA-binding motif-containing protein 1-like
Exons: 1
Coding region: 1-396 (131 amino acids)
Molecular function (GO): zinc ion binding; nucleic acid binding
Source: RefSeq, a predicted model, not a curated record
AUGACUGCAUUGUUUGGUAAGUUGAGAGAACAUGAAUUGGAUCUCGGGAGAUUGAACGAGGAUAAAGAGAAAGAAAAGAAAAAGACUCUGGCAUUCAAAUCUGAGAUUGGUAAAAGCAAACAUUUUAAUGAAGAAGAAGACUCUGGAGAAGAUGAAAAAAAUAUGGGUCUCUUCAUUAAGAUUUGUAACAAGUUCAUGAAGUCCAAGGGCAAAAGAAGAUUUAAAAAUAGGAAGAAGGAAAACAAGGAAUCAUCAUCAAACUAUCGUUGUUAUGGUUGCGGAGAAAAAGGACACAUGAAUGCAGAUUGUCCAAACCCAAAUAAAGGUGAAGAAAGAGGUCAAAAGAAGUUCUUCAAGAAAAAGAAGGCAUAUAUUGCUCGGGAGGAAGAUAAUUAA